AAACUAAAUUCUGAUUCGAGCUCACUUUGUUUUUCCUUCUACUACGUAUAUGAUAGAUCCUUUGGCCACUCCACUGCUCCAGGCACCAAAGAGUCCAAGUCCAGUACUGUGUGGUGACUUGCCAUUGCCAUAGUGUCAGGGAGUAAACGUGUGUAGAACUAACGAAAACGGACGAGAACUCAUUGUUAAGCAAUAAUGACUGACAAGAAAGCGUUUCCAGUGACUUCUCACCCUGGGACUAGUUUCAUUCCAGUAUCGGCACAAUCUGGCGGUUUUGGAGUACCAGGAGCGGCUCCAUACGGAGUUUUUCCUAAUCAGCCUCAGCUAUAUGCUUCUCAAGGACCACCUCCCCCUGCAUAUGAUCAAUCACUUACGCAUCCGAUGAUGUACCAACCUAUGUAUAGCCAAGGCUAUCCUGGCACAUAUUUGGCAGGUUACCCAACUGCUUAUGGACCGCUUCAGUAUUAUCCACCAUUAACUGCUGCUACAGCUUACUAUCCUACUACUAUGCAGCCUGCUUCUGCAGUUAGACCAACAAUUAUGGUAUCUUAUUUAGUACGAAGAUAA
Molecule: messenger RNA, 567 nt
Organism: Copidosoma floridanum
Lineage: Eukaryota; Metazoa; Arthropoda; Insecta; Hymenoptera; Encyrtidae
Product: DAZ-associated protein 2
Source: RefSeq, a predicted model, not a curated record